UUUGGUUUUUCCCUUUUUUUUUUACUGCCCCUCUAAAAUCCAUUAAUACCUGAUACCCCAUUCAUUUCCUUUUCUUCUACUCUCCUUCGAAUUCUUUAAUUUGUCUAGCCAUUGUCAGGAGGCCAUUUUAGAUAAUUCAUUGAAUGUGACGUUUCUGUGCGAGGUUGGAGAUUGGCUAAACUUCAGUUAUUAGAGGAAGUGAGAGUUUUUGAGCUUCACUUUCUUAACUCCUAUUAUUAUUGAAAAACCAAUAUGUUGUAGUUGAACUUCUCAUUGAAAGUUUGAAAAAGUUGAAAAGAAACAAAAGAGUACCGGGGAUAAAUGUCGAUUAGUCUAACUUCACCACUGCUACCUUGUUGGAGAAGUGUAUAUCUCAGGGUCGUAUUAUUGGCUUCAAACAUCCACUGUAUGAUGGAGAAAUCAUCAUGAUAAAGAUUCCUUAAUCACUGCCAUGGUGGAUCUUGAUCAGAAGGAAACUGCAUCUAGUACUGUCAACAUGUCCUCUAAAAAGAAAGAGCUUCUUUCCACGGCCCUGAAGAGAACCAGUGAAUGGAUUUUUUCUCAGGAGAUUCCAAGCGAUGUUAGUAUUAAUGUUGGAGGUGUUUCUUUCUCAUUACAUAAGUUUCCAUUAGUCUCAAAGUGUGGACACAUUAGGAAACUGGUAUCAGAAUCAAGCGAUGCCGAUCUUUCUGUCAUCGAGCUUCACAAUGCUCCGGGUGGAGCAGAAGCAUUUGAACUUGCAGCCAAAUUCUGCUAUGGAAUAAACUUCGAGAUAGGCACAGAAAACAUUGUCAUGCUCAGAUGUGUGGCAGAGUAUCUUGAGAUGACAGAGGACUAUGCUGUUGGAAACUUGGUGGGCAGAACCGAUGCCUACUUGAAUGAAGUGGCACUAAAAAGCCUAUCAGGUGCAGUUUCCAUUUUGCACAUGUCAGAAAAGUUCCUUCCAAUAGCAGAGAAAGUGAAAUUGGUGAGCAGAUGCAUAGAUGCUAUUGCUUAUUUGGCCUGCAAGGAGAGCCAAUUCUGCAUGUCAGGUAGGAGUAGCGAGAGCAUAUCCGACGGUGUGAUUUCUUCCACUGUGCCUCAGCCAAAACCCAUGGUUGAUUGGUGGGCUGAAGAUUUAACUGUUCUUCGAAUUGAUAUGUUCCAAAGGGUUUUGAUUGCAAUGAUGGCAAGAGGGUUUAAACAAUAUGCUCUUGGGCCAGUACUCAUGCUCUAUGCACAAAAAUCUCUACGAGGUUUGGAAAUAUUUGGAAAGGGAAGGAAGAAAGUUGAGCCACAGCAAGAACACGAAAAGAGAGUUGUGUUGGAAACAAUAGUGAGUCUUCUGCCAAGGGAGAAAAAUACAAUGUCAGUUAGCUUUCUUUCCAUGCUGCUUCGUGCUGCAAUAUAUCUCGAAACAACAGUCGCUUGCCGGUUAGAUUUGGAGAAGAGGAUGGGGAUGCAAUUGGGACAGGCAGUUUUGGAUGAUCUCUUAAUUCCUUCAUAUUCAUUUACUGGGGAUACAUUGUUUGAUGUGGACUCUGUGCAGCGUAUUAUGAUGAAUUUCCUUGACUAUGACUUGGAUGGGAACAAUUUGGGGUACAGUGCAGAGAAAGAGUACGUGUCACCUCCACCAAGUGACAUGGAACGAGUUGGGAAGCUAAUGGAGAACUACCUUGCUGAAAUAGCCUCUGACCGCAACUUAUCUGUUUCGAGGUUCAUUGGCCUAGCUGAACUAAUUCCAGAACAAUCAAGGGUGACAGAAGAUGGGAUUUAUAGAGCCAUAGAUAUCUACCUAAAGGCUCAUCCAGCUUUGAGUGAUAUGGAGAGGAAGAAAGUUUGCAGCUUAAUGGAUUGUCAGAAACUUUCCCGUGAGGCCUGUGCUCAUGCUGCACAGAAUGAUCGUCUACCCGUUCAAACAGUGGUUCAAGUCCUUUACUAUGAGCAACAACGCCUUAGAGAUGUCAUGAAUGGCAAUCUAAUAGGCAGUGAAUCCCCUGCUCUUCCUUCAAAACCAAAUUUAUAUUCUACAGACAUACUCCCAGUUGCAGAUGAGCUUUCCAGUCUAAGAAGAGAAAAUGAGGACCUGAAGCUAGAGCUAGUGAAAAUGAAAAUGAGAUUGAAAGAGAUUGAAAAAUCAGGAGGAAUAAAAUCUACGGCUAGCAGUCCAGCAAGCACUUUGUCAUCUUCUGAUAAGCCACCUCUGCCUCGGAAAUCCUUUAUACACUCUGUAUCCAAGAAACUCAGUCGACUUUAUCCCUUUAUGCGUGCUGAUGGACUCACUACUCCCCAUCCAAAAGGUCGUACAAAACCGAACAAAGCGAGGCGGCAUUCCAUAUCUUGAGGCAUUGUUUAUUUUGGGAGCUCUGUGUUUACCUUGUAAGCAGUCUGCUUUCCUAGUUGUUUUUCUCUCUUAAGGCUUGAUAAUGACUAGUUACUACAUAUAUUUGGUUUUUCUGUUUCUCUUUUUCUCUUCUGUUUACUUUGUUUCCUGCUUCACUCUGUGAUAUUGUAAAUAAUAUUAUUUUCUAUGUUUACUACAAGCUACAUAAGUUCAAGUGGAAUUGAUUUGAGUGUAUUGCUUUUGGACA
Ziziphus jujuba (common jujube) is the source of this 2570-nucleotide messenger RNA. Its product is annotated as BTB/POZ domain-containing protein SR1IP1. The coding region runs from base 452 to 2323 and encodes 623 amino acids. Gene Ontology annotation, molecular function: protein binding. The transcript is spliced from 5 exons. The record is from RefSeq and is a predicted model, not a curated record. Lineage: Eukaryota; Viridiplantae; Streptophyta; Magnoliopsida; Rosales; Rhamnaceae.